AUAGAUGGCGGUAUCGCAAAUUAAACGCGUGUAUCCACGCAACAUAAAGAAGAAGAAGACGACGGCCAGGAAGUAGUCCUCUUACACUUCCAGUCUAAAUACUGCAUGAUACAGAUAUGUGAAAUAGUGGUGUCAUUACUGUAACCAUAGAUAACCAGUCAUUUUGACAGCAAACAUGCCCGGUCCAGACAAAGAAACAGAGCUGACGGAAAGGAUUGAAGCGUUUUUGUCCGACCUGAAGCGUGGGGGGAGCGGGACGGGGCCGCUGCGGGGCUCGGCGGAGACAGCCCGAGAAACGACUGCCCUGCUCCGCAGAAUCACAGCCCAGGCUCGGUGGAGCAGCGCAGGUGAGACAGGGUGUACAACUUAUCUCAGACUUUACACUAACUUUUUAUUAAUUUAUUACUUUGGCGAAAUCGUUUUUCUUUUAGCUGAAACUGUUAGUGGGGAAAAGAUACUAUUUACUGACUAUUUUAAAGGGAUAUCCCGGCGUAAAAUUAAGUUUUACGCCGAUUUCUUUGGCGAAGAGACUAAACACAACUCACCUACUCUCUUCCAGCAGCCACUUGUUUGUACGGAGACCUCUGGGCGAGUCCAUCGACUGCUGCGGGGUGACGCAGCUCAAGGAAGAACAUUUGCGAUCAUUACUUUAUUAUUUUCUUUAAGCAAUACUCACCCUAUUAAUCAUUUUGAAAUGCAGACGCGGUAGUUCUUCUGCCUUAGAGUCUUGGUCUGACUGCAUUUCCAUGAGGAAAUGAUCAUAAAUGUUCUUCCUUGAGCUGCAUCACCCCGCUGCAGUUGAUGGACUCGCGAGGAGGUCUCCAUGCAAUCAACUGGCUGCUGGAGGAGAGAGCGUGAGUCUCCUUGCUUAAGAAACUAGACCAAUCUAAAAAGAUGUUUGGUGGCUAGUGCUGUGGCUGGGACCCUAUAUGUACUUCUGAUGAAGUUAGGUGCUGUUCUGAGCAUUAUUUGUGGCCAUAGAGUGGCUUGUGGCUCUCUGUAUUGCUAACUGUGGUCGUUACUAAAGUUGAUAUAACUAGAGAAGCAAGCAGUUGGCUACAUUCAUUUCUCAAUGGGGUGUCUAACUUGGUGUUACAAUGUAUGACCCUAACUUAAUUUUACGCCGGAAUAUUCCUUUAAAUUAAACAUUUGGAUAAGGGGGUUAUUUUUGGAUACUGGUUUUUGAUGGUUGGCUUAUGAGCGAGCUCUUUUUCAAAGUUUAUUUUGCACAUGACCCUUGAAUAGGAUAGGAAAAAAUGCAUUUAUCCCAGCUCAAAACAUAGCCAAGAAAUACAGACAGGGUAAAUAUUUAGUGCCGCAUAGUCAAUCUGUCAACUGGCAAAGGUGCUUCUAAAAACUCUUAAGUCACAGUAAAGUGAAGGAAGGCACAAACAUAUCACUUUAAUGUACAUGUAUCACACUGAUUACUCACCACUGGACUACUCAUAGAAAGAUGAAGGGAGUUGAAAAUGUGCUUUAAUUGCAAAGGUGUCCACUGCAUUUCCCUCCUUUGUUAAAAUUUAUUACAAACCUACCUUAUUUUUCCUGCGUUUUUCUAGGCGAUCUGAUGGAAAUAAUCCGGAAAGAGGGCCGGAGAAUGACUGCAGCCCAGCCAUCAGAGACCACUGUGGGAAACAUGAUCAGACGGGUGCUGAAGAUCAUUAGAGAAGAGUAUGCCAGGUGAGAAGACCCCAAGGAUAAAACAGUAGGACUGCCGUGUUGACCAUUAAUUAAUUGCUUUAGGGGAAACAAAAAACAUAGUAUCUUCAACCUGCUGUCAGUCAUCUUGUCUAAAACUUACCUCCUCUUAGCGGUUUCAGGCAUUACAAAUUACAGCAGGGAAAAUAUCAAGUUUUGUUGCUAACAAUCUUAUCAGCUCAGUCAGUCUCUUAACCAGUUAAGUGAUACCUUAUAAAUAGCCCGAGGUAGCAAUAAAAUUAGGAUGCAGUGAUCAAUUGCAAGACAGUCAUGUAAUAAGACAUGGCAAGAUCUGAUUCCGCACCAUACUGCUUUGAAAGCUGUUCAAAGUCGAGUCCUCCUGCGCCAUUAUUGAUCUUGUUGAUGGAUUGAAAGUGUUGCCUAAGAUAUAGGUUAAAAAAACUAUUUGAUGAUCUCAUAGUUUAUAAUUCCGCUAACAAUAGACUUUUGAAAGCUAUAAAAAUGAAUAAUACUUUCAGGGUUGAGGUGCUGCAAUGGCCAACACUUUCAGAGGUUUACAGGAAGAUAAGAUUGUCUUUCAUAACAAAUAGUGAUAACAUAAAAUAGCUAGGGUACAUUGAUAGAUUAUUAACAACUUAUUCUACUCAACUGAUCCUGAAAAGGAAUUGUGUCUGUUUUUUUUUUCAAUAACAAAUGUAAAAUCGGGAAUCAAGUGUAUAAAAAGCAAAAUAAAUUUGUAGAUCUGACUAUUCAUCAGGUCUACAAAGUGCAUUACUAUCAAUACAAGUAAGAAUGUGCAGACCAGGUAAUCAGUUGAUGAUCUACACGUAGAAAUGGUGGAAGAAAUCACACUCCUUGGUGUGACUAGAUCAUAAACUGUCUUGUAAAACUAACUAAAGAUACAUCCAGUCAAAAAGAAAAACAUUGCUAUGCUACACAAAGUUAAAUGUGUACAACUCACUACAGCUAUUUUACUCUGCCUUGUUUAACCUAAACGAGUAAAUGUACAGAGCUAUUGGGGGGAGGGGGGGUCUUAUAAUAUUGAUUUAAAACUUAUGAAAGCAUUACAGAAAAGAGCUGUAAGGAUAAGAUAUAAAACAUCUCCAGAGGUAAAAUCUCUAAAGGGCAGCAUUAUAAAUUUGUCACCACUUUUGUGCACCCUUCACUGAACAAAAUAAAUAUAUGAUUAAAUAAAUAAAUGAGUGCUGUGGUUUUCUGCAGAUCCCGAGGGAGCAGUGAAGAGACAGACCAGCAGGAAUCUCUCCACAAGCUGCUGACCUCUGGAGGACUGAGUGAGGAGAACUUCAGGCAACAUUUUGCUGCACUCAAAGCAAACGUGAUCGAGGCCAUCAAUGAAUUGCUGACUGAGCUGGGUGAGUUUAAUUUCUUUGUUGUUUAGCCAUCAGCGAAUAUGUGACACAAGUCAAGCAUGUGUUAUUUUCGAUGAGGCUCAUUGUUUCUCCUAUGAACUCUAAAAUUUCAGAGGGAACAACAGACAACAUUGCGAUGCAGGCCUUGGAGCACAUUCACUCUAAUGAGGUCAUCAUGACGAUUGGCCGCUCUCGCACGGUGGAGGCUUUCCUAGAAGAUGCGGCACGUAAACGCGGUGACAUGAAACGCAAGUUUCAUGUCAUCGUGGCAGAGUGUGCACCUUUUUGCCAGGUACCUCAAACAUGUCAAGAAGCAAGACUUAGAAAGCUUCUCAGGGAAGGAGUAGAACUUGGUGCCUGAGAUAGAUUUCAUUGGUUCUAAUGAAUUUGAAUGAAUUUUUCAGGGACAUGAGAUGGCAACCAGUCUGUCGAAAGCCGGAAUCGAAACGACAGUGAUUGCAGAUGCUGCCAUAUUUGCAGUCAUGUCCCGUGUUAAUAAGGUAUUUCUCAUCACAGAUGGCUUUGGAUCCAUCACACCAGAGCAGCUGGAUUGACUGUGCAAUAAUCUCUUUUCAGGUCAUCAUUGGCACACAGACUGUUCUUGCAAACGGAGGGCUGAGGGCCGUCAAUGGGACUCAUACUUUGGCACUUGCAGCCAAACACCACUCAACCCCUCUGAUUGUUUGUGCUCCCAUGUUCAAGCUCUCUCCUCAGGUAAAAGGACUCUCUAAUCUGACCAUUUCUAAUCACUCCUGCUGACACAAAUCCUCAUAAGUGUUUUUUUGUCCUCAGUUUCCAAAUGAGGAGGACACCUUCCAUAAGUUUGUCUCCCCACAUGAGGUGCUUCCUUUUACUGAAGGUAAAUCCCACAUUUAAAACAAGUCUUGAUCUUUUAAAAAUAGCUUUUCGGCCUUUGCAUUCAGUUGACCUUUUCUGUUUCAGGUGAAAUUCUCUCAAAGGUGAAUGUUCACUGUCCUGUGUUUGACUACGUCCCACCUGAGCUCAUCACGCUGUACAUCUCCAACAUUGGAGGACACGCACCAUCAUAUAUUUACCGACUGAUGAGUGAGCUCUACCACCCAGAGGACCACGAGCUUUAACCCUUGUGAUUGAUGAAUAAAUUAAAUAAAUGUUACAACUCUCAUGUUUCCUGUAAUCAAUCAAGUAAAUCAAUUAAAGUCCUAGUUCUUUUCUAACCC
This is a messenger RNA of Xyrichtys novacula (pearly razorfish), 4228 nucleotides long. The record is from the annotation of a GenBank genome assembly. Lineage: Eukaryota; Metazoa; Chordata; Actinopteri; Labriformes; Labridae.